Molecule: messenger RNA, 1612 nt
Organism: Vitis riparia (riverbank grape)
Lineage: Eukaryota; Viridiplantae; Streptophyta; Magnoliopsida; Vitales; Vitaceae
Product: anthocyanidin 3-O-glucosyltransferase 6-like
Exons: 1
Coding region: 76-1533 (485 amino acids)
Molecular function (GO): UDP-glycosyltransferase activity
Source: RefSeq, a predicted model, not a curated record
AGUUAACUAUAAGAAACAUGUCAGGGCCCCCACUGAAAUUACACAAACAUUUGUUCCAAGUGUUUCUCUGUAGUGAUGAAGAAAGCUGAGCUGGUGUUUGUCCCUCUCCCGUUCGUAGGCCACAUGGUCUCCAUUUUGGAGUUCGCAAAGCUUCUUGUUGAUCGAGAUGAUCGCAUCUCCGUCACUGUGCUCAUCAUGAAGCUGCCAGUACUUGAGCAUUCCGUGGUGAACAACUACAUCCAUUUGCUUUCUGCUUCAGUUUCUGGGCGGAUUCGGUUUGUCUACCUUCCUCAACUUGAUCCCCCGUUGGCCUCCACUUCCCCCUCCAACUCCAAAGCUUUAUCUCCAACCCAUGUAAUCUGCAGUUUCAUUGAUGACCAGAAACCUCUCGUGAGAGAUGCAGUUAAGCAGCUGACUCAGUCUGCGUCCAUCCGACUUGCCGGGUUUGUGUUUGAUAUGCUUUGCACAUCCAUGGUGGAUGUAGCAGAUGAAUUGGAUGUUCCUUCUUACGUUUUCUUCACGGCCAGCGCGGCAUUUCUUGGUCUCAUGCUGCACCUUCAAGCCCUCCAUGACAACCAGGGAGUGGAUGUUACUGAGUUGGUUGACUCAGAUGCUGAGUUGGUUGUCCCGAGUUUUGUCAACUCCGUUCCUGGUCGAGUCCUGCCUUCUGUGGUGGGGGACAAGCAGGGUGGUGGAUCCACCGCUUUUCUCCGUUGUGUAAGGGGGUUUAAAGGAAUGAAGGGUAUUCUGGUGAAUACAUUUAUGGAGUUAGAAUCUCAUGCGAUUAACUCCUUUGUUGAUGGUACAUCUCCUCCGAUCUAUCCCGUGGGACCGAUGUUAAACCUAAAGCAUAGGGAACAUCUGAACCAUGAUAAUACUAACAAGGAUAUCAUGAAUUGGCUUGAUGAUCAACCUCCAUCGUCUGUGGUAUUCUUAUGCUUUGGAAGUAAUGGGUUCUUUCCUUUGGAUCAGGUCAAAGAGAUAGCACAAGGACUAGAGUGUAGCCGACAUCGCUUCUUGUGGAGCCUUCGUCAACCUCCACCAAAGGGUGAGAUUGCAAUGCCAAGUGAGUACGUGGAUUUUGAAGAAGCUCUACCUCAAGGAUUCUUGGAUCGAACCAUUGGAAUUGGAAAGGUGAUUGGAUGGGCCCCGCAAUUAGAUGUUUUAGCUCACCCAUCAAUUGGGGGGUUUGUAUCUCAUUGUGGAUGGAACUCUAUAUUAGAAAGUCUAUGGUAUGGAGUACCAAUAGCCACAUGGCCGCUAUACUCAGAGCAACAACUCAAUGCAUUUCAGAUGGUAAAAGAGUUAGGAUUGGCGAUUGAGAUUAAAUUAGAUUAUAAGACAGGUGAUAGUCAUCUUGUGAGUGCUAAGGAGAUUGAGAAUGGAAUAAGAAGUUUGAUGAUGAACGAUAGUGAAGUUAGGAGAAGAGCAAAUGAGAUGAAAGAAAAAAGCACAAAUGCUUUGAUUGAUGGUGGAUCUUCACACACUUGCUUAGGACAUCUAAUUGAGGAUAUGAUCACCAACAUCGCAUGAAAACAGUACCAAUGUGAUUCAAAUUAUAUCCAAGGAAUGUACCAUCUUUGAUAUUAAAGUUGUCUGUUUAUGUAGACUA